AUGCCUCCAACGCUAUUUUCACUCGCUUUAAUCCUUGCUGGAAUCGCCUUCACCAAUGCCUCUGUACUCAAUUUCCAAGGGUUAAGAAUCCAGAAUUACCCGAAUGACGCCAUUUCACACGGCUGCGAUCGGGCUUGCUCUCAACUUUCCACGUCCUUUGGCUCCGUUCUCCACUAUCCAGAAAACGACCGCAACUUCACGAUCUGGGACGCCAAGCAGCAGGAAGUGCGUCCGGCAUGCCGCGUCGAGCCCUCCAACGCCGCCGAGGUAGCCCAAGUGCUCGAAAUCCUGGUGGGCAACUGGUGCCGCUUCGCCGUCAAAGGCGGCGGCCACUCGCGGCACCCAGACGACUCCAACUCGGUAGGCUGCGUGACGAUCGACCUUGACCGGAUGAACGCGGUCGAAGUCGCCGCGGAUAAGGCGAGUGCGCGCGUCGGGGGUGGCGCGACUUUGUUGCAGGUGUAUCGAGCGCUUGAGCGGUAUGAUCUCUCUUUCGUGGGCGGCUUGGUUGCGACUGUUGGCGUUGGGGGCUUUACGCUCGGUGGUGGUAGGUCUGCGCUGUCUAACAGAUAUGGGUGGGCGUUGGACAACGUCUACGAGUACGAGGUCGUUCUCGCCAACGGCACCAUCACCACUGCCUCCGAGAGCCAGAACCUGGACCUCUACUUCGCGCUCCGGGGUGGAAGCAACAACUUCGGCAUCGUCACCACCUUCACCGUCCGCACCUUCCCACAGGGACCCGUGCUCAACGCCAGAGUCGUGUACAGCGACGACCAGACCGAGCAGGUGCUCGACCGGGUAUUCGACCUCUUCGCGGACCCGAAGCUCACCAGUGAUGUGGAUAUGGGCUAUGAGAUCUACUUCAGAUACAACCAAACCAGCGAUUCUUUCAUGGUCGACAGCGCCCAGCGGUAUGCCAAGCCGAUUAAAAGUCCAGCUGUGUUCCAGGCCAUCAACCAGAUCCCCGCUCUCUCCAGAACCACCCAAAUUGACACCAUGCCUAACGUGGUCGGCCCCGGUGGAGAAAUGGGCACCGUUCGCCACCUGUUCGACACAACGAGCAGCCUUCCCUCUCGUGCCCUACUCAGCCAAGCCAUACAAAUCUUCAGGGAGGAGAUAACCGCCAUCAAGACAGUCGCGGGCCUGCAUCCUGUCCUGAUCUGCUACCCUAUACAAACGAACGCCAUCGCAGCGAUGAGGCAGCGAGGCGGCAACGCCUUGGGCAUCGACCAAGACGAGCCAUUGUUCGUGUUCCUGGUCUCCACCGGCUGGUCGAGCGCGGAGGAAGAUGCGGAUGUCUUCACCAUGUCGGCCAACACCAUUGCCCGGAUCGAGUCGGCGGCGAAGGAGCUGGGAGUGGCUCAUCCGUAUCGUUACAUCAAUUACGCGCGGAAGGGGGAGGCUGAAGAGGUUUUUGCGGGAUAUGGCGAGGCGAAUGUGCAGCGGUUGAAGGAGAUCCAGAGGGCUGUUGAUCCCGAUGGCGUAUUCACUUCGCAUGGCCUUUGGACGGGGUUCAUGAAACUAUUGUAA
Lasiodiplodia theobromae is the source of this 1530-nucleotide messenger RNA. Its product is annotated as FAD binding domain containing protein. Gene Ontology annotation, molecular function: FAD binding; oxidoreductase activity. Bases 1 to 1530 code for a protein of 509 amino acids. The record is from RefSeq and is a predicted model, not a curated record. The transcript has 5 exons. NCBI's taxonomy places the organism in Eukaryota, Fungi, Ascomycota, Dothideomycetes, Botryosphaeriales, Botryosphaeriaceae.